Molecule: messenger RNA, 3078 nt
Organism: Phoenix dactylifera (date palm)
Lineage: Eukaryota; Viridiplantae; Streptophyta; Magnoliopsida; Arecales; Arecaceae
Gene: BGAL8
Product: beta-galactosidase 8
Biological process (GO): carbohydrate metabolic process
Molecular function (GO): hydrolase activity, hydrolyzing O-glycosyl compounds; carbohydrate binding
Source: RefSeq, a predicted model, not a curated record
GGCCCAGCAUUCCAAGCCAAGAAACCAGAGAAGGCAAUGCUGAAAAAACCCGCAUGAAAGACAAGAAAGACGGAAUAAGCUGUGGAGAUGGAUUGCUGAGUUGUGAAAGCAGAGGAUAAGUAAUUGAUGCCACCACACCAAGUCACGGGUGUCUUUUACUCUCUCUCUCUCUCGCUCGCUUUCCCCCCACAAGCGACUGCUGCUCGAGCGCACAAUUAAAGAAUCGACUAAUCCCCCCAUCCUGCUCUCUCUCUCUCUCUCGUGACAUUCCUUCCUUGUUUCUUUUGCUAUUCUCUUCUCUUUUCCAAGACGCGCGCGCUCGCACUCAUACAUCAAUGGGAAGGGCAGCAGCUUGGCGGAGGCCUUUCAUUUUCCUUGUUCUUCUCCUUCCAUUGUGCUCGGCGGUUGAUGUGACGUACGACCACCGGGCGCUGGUGAUCGAUGGGGCUCGCCGGGUGCUCAUCUCCGGCUCCAUCCAUUACCCCCGCAGCACCCCGGAGAUAUGGGCGGGUCUGAUCGACAAUGCCAAGAACGGCGGGCUGGACGUCGUCGAGACCUAUAUCUUCUGGAACCUCCACGAACCCGUCCGGAACCAGUACGACUUCGAAGGGAGGAAGGACGUGGUGACGUUCGUGAAGACAGUCGCGGAGGCCGGGCUUUACGUUCAUCUCCGGAUUGGCCCUUACGUCUGCGCCGAGUGGAAUUACGGGGGAUUCCCGCUCUGGUUGCAUUUCAUCCCCGGGAUCAAAUUCAGGACCGACAACGAGCCUUUCAAGAGGGAGAUGCAGCGCUUCACGGCGAAGAUCGUCGAUAUGAUGCAGCAGGAGAAGCUGUAUGCAUCCCAAGGUGGACCCAUCAUCUUAUCUCAGAUCGAGAACGAGUAUGGGAACAUCGAUGCAGCGUAUGGUUCGGCCGCCAAGCCUUACAUCAAUUGGGCCGCAUCCAUGGCCACCUCUCUAGACACGGGCGUGCCCUGGGUGAUGUGCCAGCAAUCCGAUGCCCCUGACCCCAUAAUCAACACUUGCAAUGGGUUUUACUGUGAUUCAUUCACUCCGAACUCCGACAAGAAGCCCAAGAUGUGGACGGAGAACUGGAGCGGAUGGUUCCUGUCUUUUGGUGGUAGAGCGCCAUAUCGACCGGUUGAGGACCUUGCAUUUGCUGUCGCCCGUUUUUUCCAACGUGGUGGUACCUUCCAAAACUACUACAUGUAUCAUGGUGGAACCAACUUUGGACGCACAUCUGGGGGGCCAUUUAUUGCCACGAGCUAUGACUAUGAUGCUCCAAUUGAUGAGUACGGAAUUAUUAGGCAACCUAAGUGGGGUCACCUAAGAGAUCUACACAAAGCAAUAAAGCUUUGCGAAGCAGCAUUGGUAGCAACAGAUCCAACAAACACUUCUCUUGGUCCAAAUUUGGAGGCACACGUGUACAGGGCAGGGUCAGGGGUCUGUGCAGCAUUUCUUGCCAAUAUUGGCACCCAGUCUGAUGCAACUGUUACUUUUAAUGGCAAAUCAUAUCAUUUACCUGCAUGGUCUGUGAGCAUCCUGCCUGAUUGCCGGAACGUUGUCUUCAAUACUGCUCAGAUUAACUCUCAAGCUACUCAUUUGGAGAUGAGAUAUCUAACAUCCAAUAGUCAAGAUUCAGAUCAACCCAUUGAUUCCUCUAAAGCAUCUCAAUCAGACUGGAGUUUUGCCGUUGAACCUGUUGGUAUCUCAAAGAGCAACGCCUUCACAAGAAGCGGAUUACUGGAGCAGAUAAAUACUACUGCUGAUGUUAGUGAUUAUCUAUGGUAUUCAAUAAGAAUUGAUAUCAAAGGUGAUGAACAGUUCCUUUCGAAUGGUACUCAAUCUAAUCUUCAUGUGGAAUCACUUGGCCAUGUUGUUCAUGCAUUUGUGAAUGGGAAACUAUCAGGCAGUGGGAUGGGCAAUAGUGGUAAUGCAAAGGUCACAUUGGAGAAGCCUAUCACACUUGUACAAGGAAAGAACAAGAUCGAUCUUUUGAGUGCAACUGUUGGCCUACAGAACUAUGGUGCAUUUUUUGAUUUAUGGGGUGCUGGAAUUACUGGUCCUGUGAAGCUGAAGGGCCAAGAUGGCACAAAAGAUCUAUCUUCAGAUGAAUGGACAUAUCAGAUUGGACUUAAAGGGGAAGAGUUGGCUUUGUAUGAUGGCUCUAAGGAUUCAUCACAAUGGGUCUCACAGCCUACCUUGCCGAAGGGUCAACCAUUAAUAUGGUACAAGACAAACUUUGAUGCUCCUGAGGGCAAUGAUCCGAUCGCAAUAGACUUCAACUGGAAUGGGAAGGGUGAGGCAUGGGUGAAUGGGCAGAGCAUUGGGCGCUAUUGGCCAACAUAUAUCUCUUCGAGAAAUGGCUGUGCCACAUCAUGCAACUAUAAAGGGACUUACAAUUCUGACAAAUGUCUAAAGAAUGUUGGAAAGCCAUCACAGCUUAUGUAUCAUGUUCCUCGUUCGUUUAUUCAACCAGGCAGUAAUACACUGGUUCUUUUUGAGGAGAUGGGUGGAGAUCCAACCAAAAAUUCAUUUGCUACAAGGCAGACUGGAAGCUUAUGUGCGCAUGUAUCAGAAUCACAUCCAUCACCCAUAGAUGCCUGGAUCUCUUCACAAACAGAGGUAGAGAGAUUGGGGCCAGUACUCCACUUGGAAUGCCCAUAUCCCAAUCAGGUCAUAUCUUCGAUCAAGUUUGCAAGUUUUGGGACUCCACAUGGCUCAUGUGGAAGGUACAACCAUGGCAAUUGCGAAAGUGAUAGCGCCCUUGCUGUUGUGCAGCAGGCUUGCAUCGGGGCCAAGAGUUGCGGCAUUGGAGUCUCGACAAAGAUGUUUGGGGAUCCGUGUAGAGGAAUUACUAAAAGCCUUGCAGUUGAAGCUGCAUGCUCUUGAUAGGAAUGCUGCUGAUGGGCGCCAAACCAAAUGGGGGGCAAAGCUUCCCUUGAAGGUGCACACACGAGAAAAAGAGGAAAUGUGUUGAAUAACAAUUGAAAAAGAUCGAAGCAUUAAUGAUGAAAUGGAAAUAUCAGAUUUCACAAUGCUCUCGCAGUUUCUAAAAGUUCAUGGAUGCAUUUUUUUU